GACGAACAUUCGAAGGUGGAAAUGCUUCGAGCUAUUUAACUGUAUAAGACAGGACACAUUCCCGUACCAGGAAUAUCAUGCCACAAUCGCCAUGCACGCAUACCCUAGAGUAAACUGAGCCCUAUCAAGUAUCUGCUUACCUCUUAAUUCGACACAAUUCCACCGCAACGCUACGUCCACGGAACGACGACGAUGGACACAGACUACUCCACAAUCAAGCUUACGGAGUUGCUCCGACACCCAGAUGACCUCGACAAAAUAUCGGCUCUCAAGUCUGAGUUCCAACGCAAGAAGUCAGCUAUUGACUCUCAACUUCGACUAGGACUGCAGGAACAGCUUUCAAUAACCCAGACUGGCAUCGGGUCUAUCAAUGAAGGGCAGCGAACAAUCGAAGCAAUUAGGACCGAAAUGCAGAAGAUUGACAAGCUGUGUGCUGAAGCCCAAAAUAUGAUCAACGACUUUCCACAUAUCAACCUAGUUGCUCAAACGCACCGCAAUUUUUCACUAGUCGAGGAGAUGAAGAAUAUCAUUGAAACAUUUGCACUGCGUCUGGAGAAUAUCGAGAGGAUGCUUAAAGAGGAUGAUACCAUGUUAGAGAGCCAGCCAAAUCUCCUCCAAAUCCAUUACGAGCUUACACAGCUGCGAGAUGCAAAAGAUGCUGCCCUGGAACAAGUGAAAGAACAUGAAGGCGGUCAGGAGUUAAUUAAUAACUUACAACUUCCCUACGGAGGCACACUUCAGGAUUGUUUCAACAGACUUUCUGAAUGUGUGGAAUGGUUUGACGAGCAUAUUGGCCUGGUUUGCAUCAAUUUGGUACAGUUAGUCCAACAAAGCAAUGAUAGCUUGGUUGUGCGACUAGCUACGAUCAUACACGAAGAAGAGAAGAACGAUAAGAAAGCCAAAGCACUCCAAGAUGCUCAGCAAGAAUACAAGGAAAUUGCCUCGCGUUUCAAAGCCAUCACCAGUGGCAAGAAAGAAGUUCGUGGCUACAAGGAGAAAUUCAUAAAAGCUAUCGAAGCGUAUGCCGAGAAUCAGCUUGACGAGUCCAACCAGGCCUUUGAAGAGGACCCUGAAAAUAUUGACAAGUCCUUCCGAUGGUACUUCAAUGACCUGAUCGCUGUCAAGCAAGGUAUGCAACGGCUGAUGCCAAAGAAGUGGAAGAUUUUUCAAACAUACGUGCAAAUAUAUCACAAGCAACUGCAUGACUGGCUUAUUUCACGAAUUGAUAGCCCCGAUCUACGCCCUCCCCAGAUUCUUGCAAUUGUUAACUGGGAAGAAAAGUACUACAAAAAAAUGGCUAAGCUUGGUGUAAGCGACGACUGGAUGCGUCCGCAUUUGAUAGACUCUCGUGGGCCUGAUCUUAUUCGUGAGUAUCGCCAGCUCAUCGUCAGGACCGUCGAUGAAUGGAUGUCACGUAUGCAAACAACCGACACAGCCAACUUCACGGCCCGUGACGAGAAUGCUCUGGACCAAGAUGAGAACGGAGGAUUCCGUACUAAAACACUUUCUGACAUGUGGCGUAUGUUACGCGAACAGCUGGAAGUAGCCAAGACAUCAAAAAGAACAGAUAUCCUGGAAGGCGUUAUUGAAGCAAUGUUUCGCGCUCUCCAAUCGCGGCAGCGCAUGUGGGAACAGCUUGUUGAUACCGAACUAGCCAAAUACUCGGAGAGCAACAGUAGCUCUGAAGGCUACCAAGGGCUGCAAGAUUGGCUCAUUGCAAUCGCAAAUGACCAAGUAGCAUGCAUAGACGAUGGAGAUGGCUCUGAGGCAGCGCAAGGAUAUCUUACUCGCUUCGCCAAUGAGAUUUCCCCAGUACUUUCGCCUGAGUACGCACCUAAGGCUGCACAACAAAUCGAGAGUCUGCGAGAAGGCUACAUAGACCUAUCGACGCAUUGCUUGUCUGCAUUCGCAACACUCGUAGUGCUUAUAGAUUUCAGGCCAUUGCUUCCCGAGUUCUUCACGCCAGCUUGGUACGGCAAGAAGGGCAUGGGCCAAGCUAUAUCCACAUUCGAGGACUACCUUUCUGAUUAUACGCCUGUUCUUCACCCCCUAUUACAGGAUAUACUCGCUGAGGAACUAAGCACCGAACUUCUCAUCAAAUAUCUUUCCGCAGUUCACAACAAGGGCGCCAAGUUCAGACGUACGGAUCCGUUUGUGGACAAAAUCCGUGACGAUGUUGUUACAGUUUUCAAUUUUUAUGAAAACUUGCCCUGUGGAGAUGCGGUCAAACAAAAGUGGCGAGCUGUAGAAUGUUUAGUUGAUUUGCUUGAAGUUGAAAAAGCUAGUGUGCCUGACGUCUACGAAAGUGUGAAGCGAGGAUAUUGGGAUGUCGGCAUGGGAUGGGUGGAGGCAUGUUUACGUGCACGUGAUGACUUCGACAGGAGCUUACUUAGCGCAGUCAAGGCUAGAGCUGGAGCGAUUGAGGUCGACAGAGGUAUGCCUACAGUUAUGGAAAAGGUCAAAUGAUAGACUCCUAGGGGUAGAGCUGCCAUGAUCUGUGUAUAAUACCCCGUUAUUUUCGAACGAAAUGAGAUACUCUCACACACGCUUUAAUAUCUUAUCAUAGUAUACAAUCC
Messenger RNA from Verruconis gallopava, 2576 nucleotides. RefSeq lists its product as uncharacterized. Lineage: Eukaryota; Fungi; Ascomycota; Dothideomycetes; Venturiales; Sympoventuriaceae. The transcript has a single exon. Gene Ontology annotation, biological process: exocytosis; exocyst localization. The record is from RefSeq and is a predicted model, not a curated record. Gene Ontology annotation, cellular component: exocyst. The coding region runs from base 193 to 2466 and encodes 757 amino acids. Gene Ontology annotation, molecular function: SNARE binding.